This is a messenger RNA of Pleuronectes platessa (European plaice), 2770 nucleotides long. It is a transcript of the gene il13ra1, whose product is annotated as interleukin 13 receptor, alpha 1. The coding region runs from base 262 to 1521 and encodes 419 amino acids. The transcript is spliced from 10 exons. Lineage: Eukaryota; Metazoa; Chordata; Actinopteri; Pleuronectiformes; Pleuronectidae. Gene Ontology annotation, molecular function: protein binding. The record is from RefSeq and is a predicted model, not a curated record.
GCCGGUGCUUCCCGGUAGAGUGGACCACACACCCACACCCACACAAGUGCGCUUCUGGAUAUCCACUCUCUUUUGUAUGUGUGUCCCGUGUCGUUUACUUUCCUCUUGUUCUUGACGUGACAUCUUUCUGCCGGGCUCUGCCCCGCCAACACAGCCGGACUGGGAGCUGUGGCCACUGAUGAAUCGGUCCCAUUAGUGGAAAACCAGGAAUUAGAGUGGAGUCGAGCCGCCGACGCACCGAAAAGACGCUCGAGGACAAGCAUGACGGUGACUCCGGGGCUUUUUGCCGCUUUAACGUUGAGCGCCAUGUUGACGGUGUCCCGCUGUGAUGCAGAAUACCAGCUUCCUCCGCCAACAAACCUGUCGUAUGUGUGGAUCAACAAGUUUGCUGUGAAAAUGUCCUGGGACUGGGAAAGGCCUGAGUCACUGCCACACGACUGUAAGAUCAGUUACGAACUCGUUGUGGUGCAGGAGCAGCCAUAUACAAAAACAACCAAGCGCUUGGAUUCGAAAAGCCACGUCGUGCAUUGUAUCACAGAGAACGGGGAUUCUGAUCGUUGCAAGUUCACUGUUCAUGCAGUGUUCAAAGAAGAGCUCUGCAAUGGUUCAAGUCAGAGCAGAGGCGUGACUGAAACUGCUAAAAGAAAAGAGCCACGAGUUAAAUUGGUGAAGGAUUUCAAAUGUCUCUAUACAACAGAGGGAUUCAACUGUUCAUGGAUCCCAGUGGCUCUGAAUCCGAACCUGGAGAUAAGCUAUAGGGCUUGUGUCUCAGAUCCCAACAACAAUGAAAGUUUGAAAGCAGGUGAUCGACCUUACAUCACUGGAGCACGGAACAGUUGUUACUGGCCUGUAGCACAAGGCACGAAAUAUGACGAAAUCUGCAUUUAUAUUGAGUCCAAAAUUGGAUGGAGCUACUUCCAACCUAUAAUCGGACCAGCUUCACCUGUCUUGACGAUCACAGAAGACACCGAUCGCCUCAAGUUGACAUGGUCGUCUCCGGAGUUCCAAAACGACUGUAUUUGGAAAUUCGAAUUCUGCUACACAGAAUGCGAAAAGGCCGAACAAUGCCGGAUCCACACCUACAAGCUCUCAGACCAGAAUGAAACGCUCUCGCCCCAGAAUGAGAUGCUCUACAACCGAGACUGCCGUUACGAGUUCCGGUCCCGAUUGACCACCAGAGAAAAUUGCCCGAAACUAGUCAGCGACUGGAGUGAAAUUGUAACUCAUGGUGUGAACAAGACUCCUGACCAGACGCUGCCCCUGGUGGCCAUCAUUAUCCCCAUAAUUUUGUUCGUCUGCAUCCUUCUGGCCUGCUACUGCUUCAGGAGGCACAGCGACAUUAUUUGCCCCAACAUACCCGAUCCCUCGGCAAUAUUCAAAGAAAUGGUGAAUGGAAACAAAGAGCAUAACAAAGCUGAACAUAAGCCAAUAGAAAAUGUGUACACGCCCAUGCCAGAGGACGUCGAAUCCUGCAAAGUCACCCUCAUAAACCAAAGUGGCGCCCUGCAGCCAAACUCCUGACAGGCCCCCCCACACCGUCAUUCCUCGGGUGGUGAGCUGUCGGGGGAGAAAUUGAAUACACUGCACGCCCACCUGUACCUGCGACCUGCACCCAUUGGACGAUAGCAACUUUACGUCACACUGUGUCCAUGCCCGUGCUUGAUCGUCUAUUCGACUCUAAAUGGGACGAUAAUUUAUAAAACGAGCUUUGUGCUGCAUUGAAGAAGACUUGUAGUUAUUGAUUAAGAGCUACAAUCGUUUUUUCCCAGACCUCUAUGGGAACUGAAGUCUUUUUGCAAGCAGAGCAGUGAAGUCGCCCCUUUGUUAGUCAUUGCACAGAAUACAGGUGUUUGGACUUGGUAAGUUCAUCGCUGACGUGUGAAGUAACUUAACAACAGACCUAAAAGCUUCUUUUUUUCUUUCCUUUUUUUACUGACCUCUGAUUGAAGCGUAGAUUCUGUAACUGUUGUGCGUUUAACAAAUGAGCUCUGCUGUACCUGUUCUGUACUGACCUGAGCACAGCUCUGUACCACUCUGACCCGCUAGAGGGCGGCAAAUACAUGAUCUCAGCUGCGUUUAGGCCAGAGGAGGAAGAUGAGGAUUCUGACCGAGUGUGUGCGUGGAUUGGAGGACUGCAAUUGGGCCAGUGGGAGCUACUGUACAUUAACUGGGCACUUUCCGGCCAGUAAGAGGAGCUGCUGUAUCCCCGGAGACCCGCUGUUUGGAUGCCUGCCCCCAGGGCAGCUCGACAACAGGCAGCAGGCAAUCUCCUCUAAGCAAUGGACUGUGAUGUAAAAGCCACCUAGUGAGGGAGUAAUGUCUCAAUAUGUCUCAGCGUGAAUACAAACACUGUUUUACAUGGAACUGAUUAGGACAGUGCCCUUGUGUUUGUGCUGUAAUUCUUAAGAACAGACUUUCCUAAUGUGAAAUGUAAUAGGUGUGUGGCUACAGUUGAGAUGUGAACACAUCUAAUCCCUGUCAGUCUCUCAAAAGGAAGUACACUGUGUUGUCAGUCAGGAGACAAACAGACUUGCGUUUACUUUGCCCGCAGAUGCUGAUGUUUCCGCAUAGAGAUCACAUGACUUGCACACUUGGGAACGAUCAUAACAACUUUCUUACAUAUGUCGAUGUGAUUUGUCGUUUGAAAAUAUUACUUGUGGUGUUACUGGUCGUUUUUUCCACCUUUGAACACACCUUUCAACAUUGUUUUUGGGCAAGAGAAUUGUGAGUGAAUUCAAAUUGAUUACAACAUGCCUGUCAGCUCUGAUAA